Tetrahymena thermophila SB210 is the source of this 330-nucleotide messenger RNA. RefSeq lists its product as hypothetical. The record is from RefSeq and is a predicted model, not a curated record. NCBI's taxonomy places the organism in Eukaryota, Ciliophora, Oligohymenophorea, Hymenostomatida, Tetrahymenidae. The transcript has a single exon.
AUGACUGAUUUUGAAAAAGGUGAUCUUUUAGCUACAAAAGAUCCAUCAGAAUUUUUGAAAAAAGCCUUUAAGUUGGUAAAGCGUAAUUCAACUAUUAUAUUUGUCGUAGAUGCCACUGAUUUAUUUGCAACUCUCAACACUUCUAUUGUCGACUAUGCUUUUGCUUAAAACCAUAAAAUCAUAUUAGCUGUUAAUAAAAUUGAUGCUCUUCCUCCAAAUAAUGUCUAGUUUAACCAAUUAAAAAGUGUUGUUAAGAAAUGCAUUUUAGAAAAAUAUCCAAUAAUAUUCUUAAUUAAUAAAGCUUACCUAAGUAGUGUUGAAGUUUUUUGA